Messenger RNA from Closterium sp. NIES-67, 2441 nucleotides. NCBI's taxonomy places the organism in Eukaryota, Viridiplantae, Streptophyta, Zygnematophyceae, Desmidiales, Closteriaceae. The record is from the annotation of a GenBank genome assembly.
CUUGUCAGCACGGCCACGUGCAACCCCAGCUCCCGCACCAGCUGCCCUGCCACCUCAGCUGCUUCGGGCCGAAGCGAGUCAGCGGUGGCAAUGGCUGCCUUGGGGAUGGCUGUCCACAUCGAGCCACGUCACCAUGGCCCCGAGGCUGAGCUUGUGUUUGGCUAGGGCGCAGUGGCUGGUGCACCAUCGUUGGGUUGGGCCAUGGCGCAUAGAGGGGAAGGCGUAGCAACGUGGAGGUGUGGGAAGGCGUAGCGACGUGGAGGUGUGGGAAGGCGUAGCGACGUGGAGGUGUGGGAAGGCGAAGGGAUGGGGGAAAAGGAAUGGAGAUAUGGAGGGAAGGGUAUUGAUGCCCUAAUGAAGGCAAUGGCAGAGCUUGGAUUCUGUCAUCACAGCAUGCUUGUCAGGGAGUACACCAUCAUCUGCUGCUCUGCUUGCUUCUCCCCCACCACAACCAGCGCCCUUGCAGCAACCUGUGCUGGUUGGAAUCGUGCCACAUGCCCCAGCAUCUUUGCCACAUGCCCCAGCAUCUUUGCCACAUGCCCCAGCAACUUUGCCACAUGCCCCAGCAACUUUGCCACAUGCCCCAGCGUCUCUGCCACAUGCCCGAGCGUUUUUGCCACAUGCCCCAGGGUCUUUGCCACAUGACCCAGCGUCUUUGCCACAUGCCCCAGCGUCUUUGCCACAUGACCCAGCGUCUUUGCCACAUGCCCCAGCGUCUUUGCCACAUGACCCAGUGCCUUUGCCACAUGACCCAGCACCGCUAUUGCUGCAUGCACGGCUGCAAGUGGAAGCUGAACCGGUGCUGGCUGCCACAUCAGUGGCAACCACUACCCUCUGCACCUCCUGCACCCCCUGCACCCCUUGGUGGCGGCAGAAGGCGAGGAGGGCCACAGGCGUGGACAGCACGAGGGUGCACGAACAGGCCACCACGAGCAGCAGCAGCGCGAGGCACAGGAAGUAGGAGCGGUCAGCCGGGGGGAUGGGGAGCGGCACGAGGGCGCUGAGCAGCAGGCCGAACAUGACGGAGGGCGAGUACACAAAGGACUCCACAAGGCGCUGCGCUUGCGAGCGGGUGGACUGCGCUGCCUCGAUGAGCGCCACCAUGCACGCCACUGCAGAGUCAGACGCCAGGGACGUGGCUCACACGGUGAAGAAGCCUGCAGGGAGAGAGGGGCGUUGGGAAAGUGAGGGGAGACGCAGGGGACACGGGCAAGGAGGGGAAUGCGUGGAGUGGGCGGACCUGACAGGACAGAGCAUGCAGGCAAAGGCGGAUGUGCAGCGAGGGAUGUGGGUUGCAUGGUGGAGGGCGAGAGAGGUGGGCGAUGAGUGCGAGCCGGACGUGCUAGAGGUGGAUUAGAAACAGGGGUAACGGGCGGACGGCGGAGGAAAGGCGGUAAGGUGGUUUUGAGGGUGCCCGCCCACACGGGCACGCCUGUGUCCUUCAAGGCUGGCACGGACUCCCCUGUCAGGCUGCUCUCAUCCACACUGCUCGCACCGCUCUGCACCACUCCGUCCACCGCCACCAUGGCGCCUGGGCGCACUGCAAGCAGCGCCUCCACGGGCCCUUGCUUGUUCCACAGGGUGCAGUGCUCCACCACCCGCCACCGCUUUCACCACUCUGCGACAACCAACCCCACGGCUCGUAGGCGAAGCAGCAAGUGAGAUCAAAAAAAGGGUGAGGUUGGCCAACUGGCACCACCGGGGGACAGGACAGGAGGGACUUCACCACCCUGCACCACUACGUGCACUGGCAGAAGCAAUGCUAUGACCAUCCGCGCCAGCGCCCAUCCACGCCAGCACCCAUCUAUGCCAGUGACACCAGAAGGAACGAGUGCAGCACGAGGCAAAAAAACCGGACCGGCUGGUACCUCUGCAUUGCUCCCAUGUGCAUGCUGUGAUGGUGCAUGCUGUGAUGGUGCAUACUGUGAUGGUGCAUGCUGUGAUGGUGCAUACUGUGAUGGUGCAUACUGUGAUGGUGCAUGCUGUGAUGGUGCAUACUGUGAUGGUGCAUGCUGUGAUGGUGCAUUGGGAAAGGGGGGGAACAAGGUGCGACGAAGAAAGGAAAUGGGUCUUACACAUGCUAACGAAGAAAGAGCCACUCUCGUUAGCUAGCACUGCUACCACUCCCUCACACUCCUCCGUAAACCACCCUAUUCACCCCAACCACCCUGAAGCUCCGCUCCGCCCUCCUGCCUCCACCUUCCUUUUCCAAUCCCACCCCUGAGAGAGGGGGGUGACUAUUCGAGAGGGAAGACGCAUGCAUGGUUGACUCGCCUUAGCUCGCGUCUUCCAAUCUCACCCUACCCCUUGUUAGAAUACCGUCAGCGCCCGGAUGGAAGACCCAUGGGUCUUAUCAUAUCAACCCUAGGCGUUUUAGCUAUAAAUGGGUUUAAGAACCCGAAUUGGGUGUCUUAUAAACGGAAUAAACGCAUGACUUACAU